GAAUAGUGUUAUCGUUAGCUUAUUUUAGCCUCAUUAAAGCUUAAAAAAACCAAAACGCGCAUUACUAAUUAAUCACUAAACCCUAAUCAACGAACAAACCAAGAAGAUAUGAAUCGGGUAAUACUGAGGUCGGCCUUGACCGGUGGCCGGAGGUACUUCGUUACAACGGCGACGGGGUCAACUGUCGGCGUUGGUGGAUUGGUGAAGCCGAUGGAGGCGUUGAGGAGUUCGCAGCUGACAAGUCAAAACGGUGCGUAUUGUUACUGGAGGAGGAUGAUGAGUACAGGAACGGAGAAGGCGGUGGCGCCGCAAAUGGAGGUGAAGCAAGAGGUUGACGGCAAGUCAAACGAAGGAGGAGCUGUAGUGUCGAGUUAUUGGGGGAUAACGAGACCGAAGAUUUUGAAAGAAGAUGGAACGGAAUGGCCUUGGAAUUGUUUUCUGCCAUGGGAGACGUAUCAGUCAAAUGUAUCGAUAGAUCUGAGCAAGCAUCAUGUGCCUAAGACAUUUCUUGAUAAAUUUGCUUACAGGACUGUUAAGCUCCUUCGUAUUCCUACUGAUAUCUUCUUCAUGAGACGCUAUGGGUGUCGCGCUGUAAUGUUGGAGACAGUAGCUGCCGUACCUGGUAUGGUAGGAGGAAUGUUGCUACACUUAAGAUCGCUGCGCAAGUUCCAGCAGAGUGGUGGUUGGAUUAAAGCUCUGCUUGAGGAAGCAGAGAAUGAAAGGAUGCAUUUGAUGACUAUGGUGGAGCUUGUGCAGCCCAAGUGGUAUGAGAGGCUACUGGUGCUUGCUGUUCAGGGAGUAUUCUUUAAUGCAUAUUUUGUGCUUUAUCUACUCUCUCCGAAGCUGGCUCACAGAAUUACUGGCUACUUGGAGGAAGAGGCUAUACACUCGUAUACUGAGUAUUUGAAGGAUAUUAAAGAAGGUAAAAUUGAGAAUGUUGCAGCUCCUGCUAUUGCAAUUGACUACUGGAGGCUGCCAAAGGAUGCGACUCUUGAGGAUGUUAUCACUGUUAUCCGUGCUGAUGAAGCUCACCAUCGCGACGUCAACCACUUUGCUUCUGAUAUUCAUUAUCAGGGUAAGGAAUUGAGAGAAGCACCGGCCCCAAUUGGUUAUCACUGAAAGUAAGAGAAACAUCUAUUGUCCUUAAGAAUGAUUAAUAUCCAUAUGAAAAUUAAUACAAGAGUGUGAUAGUAUAAUCCCUUGCCUUGUACAUUUUAUGCCAAAAUUGUUUGUAGAUGGUGUUAUUAAUAAACAUGAAAUUUCGACGUA
Messenger RNA from Mercurialis annua (annual mercury), 1269 nucleotides. Its product is annotated as ubiquinol oxidase, mitochondrial. Lineage: Eukaryota; Viridiplantae; Streptophyta; Magnoliopsida; Malpighiales; Euphorbiaceae. Gene Ontology annotation, biological process: alternative respiration. The record is from RefSeq and is a predicted model, not a curated record. Gene Ontology annotation, cellular component: mitochondrion. The transcript has 4 exons. The coding region runs from base 109 to 1119 and encodes 336 amino acids. Gene Ontology annotation, molecular function: alternative oxidase activity.